Molecule: messenger RNA, 519 nt
Organism: Cercospora beticola
Lineage: Eukaryota; Fungi; Ascomycota; Dothideomycetes; Mycosphaerellales; Mycosphaerellaceae
Source: RefSeq, a predicted model, not a curated record
UUGCUACGCAGAAUGGUCAGCCGUUCUAGAAACCUGGUACAAUAUAGCUUGAUCGAAAGUCCUACUCUUACUCUCGCAUUGCAAUCAAACUCACUGCCACGAAAAAUACCUCGAACAACACUCAACCACAUUACCGACCCGCGACCAUCAUGCCUCUCGUAGUUCCAGGCCUCCAGUCGACUGAUGGCGAUAAGACCUCUCAGUGGAUGAACAAGCUCGUCGGAAAGAAGAUUGGUGACACUUCAAAUGAGACAACAUUCGCGAAGACCGACCUCCCUGAACAGCAUCGCAUCGUCAAGUCAGGCGACAUGAUGACCAUGGACCACAACCCCAACAGGCUGAACGUGCACACCAAGGACGAUGGUACCGUGGAGAAAGUCACACAUGGUUGAGAGGUUCAUGAAGGAGCACUUGGGUUUUCUGGCUGGUGCCGCGCAACGUCAGUGGACCUGUGGCAAUUCUGACAGAGGAGGUCCGACAUGCAGAAAUCCAGUAGUUGAAUGAACGCUCCGUGGCCCA